This is a messenger RNA of Aspergillus pseudotamarii, 1311 nucleotides long. Its product is annotated as FAD-dependent oxidoreductase. Gene Ontology annotation, biological process: secondary metabolite biosynthetic process. Bases 1 to 1311 code for a protein of 436 amino acids. Gene Ontology annotation, molecular function: FAD binding; monooxygenase activity. The transcript has 6 exons. The record is from RefSeq and is a predicted model, not a curated record. Lineage: Eukaryota; Fungi; Ascomycota; Eurotiomycetes; Eurotiales; Aspergillaceae.
AUGGACGCCACCAGCCAGCCCUCUCCCCCACCGUCCGACAAAUCGCGGAUUCAUGUUAUAAUUGUUGGAGCUGGGUUCGCAGGCCUCGGUACUGCCAUAGAAUGUCAUCGCCAGGGUCUCUCUGUCGCAGUGUAUGAGCGAUUUCCCGCCUUGAAACCAUUGGGCGAUAUACUCUCAUUUGGAAGUAAUGGAGGCCGGAUCUUUGCGCGAUGGGGCCCGGUGGUUGACCGCAUGCUUCCUGUUAGCAUCAAUCUCCAAGACUACGGGUUUCGCAUUCACAAGUACACGGGAGAGCAUGUCCACACACAACCUUCCAUGCCUUUUAAUCGACAGGCCCCCACGAUUAAUGGACAUCGGGGAGAGCUACACCAAAUCCUAUUCAACUAUGCUCGGGACGACCUAAACAUUCCUAUUAAUCUCGGUUGCCCGGUAACUGGAUACUUCGAGAGCACCACUGGGGCAGGAAUCCAGCUCGCUUCAGGAGAAAAGAUUUAUGGAGAUGUUGUCAUUGGCUCAGACGGCGUUCGCUCCCUAGCUCGAGCCUUGGUUCUAGGUCGUGAGACAGAGCUUGAGUCUAGCGGUUAUGCUAUAUUUCGCGCUUGGUUUUCAAACGAAGAUAUCCUCGCCGAUCCCCUGACUAGACAUAUAUGUGAGAACGGAGAUACCUUCAAUGGCUGGAUUGGUCCAGAUGUACAUCUCCUGGUUUCAUCCUUAAAAAGGGGCAAGGAUGUCUGUUGGGUACUAACGCAUAAGGAUACAUCUGAAAUUAGCGAUCGCUGGUCGUUUCCAGGUAAACUUGCAGAUGUCUAUAAGGUCUUAGAAGGUUGGGACCCAAUCUGCAAGCGCAUCGUUUCGAAAACGCCCGAGUCGUCCCUGGUCGAUUGGAAACUCAUCUGGCAAGACCCAUUGCCUACCUGGAUCAGCAAACACGGGCGUAUUGCUCUUGCUGGUGACUCCGCUCAUGCAUUCCUUCCCACAUCCGCUCAGGGCGCAACACAGGCGCUAGAGGAUGGUGUCACAAUCGCGAUUUGUCUGAGCAGGGCUGGAAAAUCCAGGAUCCCCGACGCUCUACAUGCCUUCGAAAAGAUUCGGUACGAUCGUGUACGGAAGGUGCAGGAAACAGGCAAAACAACUCGGGAUAAAUGGCACAAUGCGAGUUGGGAUAACGUGAAACGCGACCCGAAAGCGAUCGAACUGCCACGAGAGGACUGGAUAUUGAAUCAUGAUGCAGAGGAGUAUGCUAACAAGAUGUGUGAGGAGAUAUUCGGUGCCAGCUCCAACAGAAGGGGCAGGGGCGAAAGCAGAAUAUGA